This is a messenger RNA of Sardina pilchardus (European sardine), 3102 nucleotides long. It is a transcript of the gene vit, whose product is annotated as vitrin. Gene Ontology annotation, biological process: extracellular matrix organization; positive regulation of cell-substrate adhesion. Bases 404 to 2923 code for a protein of 839 amino acids. The transcript is spliced from 24 exons. The record is from RefSeq and is a predicted model, not a curated record. Lineage: Eukaryota; Metazoa; Chordata; Actinopteri; Clupeiformes; Clupeidae.
CUUGGCGUAUGCACUUGAUUGCUGAGGUAUUUCUGCGUCUAGUGGGGCGGGCAGAGGGAGUUACUUUCGCUGGCUCCCUUUCCCACUAUAAUGAGAAUUUAGAUCACUGUGCAGACAAACAAAAUCUUUAAGGUGUGCUGGUAGUGCAGCACGCGGGAUUACCAACAGCACCCGAUAUUCUCCGUAACUACAGCCAUGCGAAUGGGAGUUUUAUGAGCUAUAGGAAUUUGUACUUCACCUGAAAACCCUCACAGCAUCAUUGCUUCGGCAUCUCAAGAAAUAUGCUGACCUGCCUUGUCGGUGCUUACGUCUGUCUGCAGCCUAAUCUCGGUGAGAUGAAAAUGUUGGAGUGAGGAGACUACAAGUGAGUUUGCUGACCAGCCUACUCUUCCUGUCUGCAAAGAUGCUCAAAGCACCGCUAACAGUCAUCUGUGUUGUCAUUCUCUUCACCUGUGGUAGCCUGGCAAAGCCCAACAGCCAGAAGAACAAGAAGCCAAAACAAGUGGUACCCUCUAUUGAGUGUGACGUACGCGCGGGCAAGAUCAGCCUCCCAGAAUUCAUUGCCAAAUGUCCAGCCAACUGUAAAGAGACCAAGCAGAGGGUCUACGGGACAGGAGUGUUUGCCUCCAUCUCCAGUAUUUGCAAUGCUGCCAUCCACAGUGGUAUCAUCACUAAUGCAGGAGGGAAGGUGAUCGUGAGGAAGAUGGCCGGACAGGCAUCCUACAAGGGCAGCCUUGCCCACGGCAUCCGCUCCCUGUCUCUUCCCAACUGGAGGGAGUCCUUCACUGUCGCAGUGGGUAAACCAAAGAAAGGUGUCAUCUAUCCCACCAGUCUGGACUUCAGCCCAUCAAGACCCUCAACAGUGAAAACUAGCCAGAAGGAAGCCAAAGCUCUGCCGGCCUCCUCGGCGUUGCCAGCGACAACAGUGCCCGAGCCAAUCACAACAGCCGCGGCGGAGCCAACGACCACAGCUGCUGCCGCGACCACGCCCCCGCCGACCACGCCCGUCACCACGCCGGCCACCACCAACCCGCCACCGACCACCAGCACCACGACCACCGCCGCAGCCAAACCACGCGCCGCCGUGCACAAAGUCCGCGACGCAGGCAGUGUCCACCCCUACUAUGCGUCUUUAGCCUCAGGAGCCAGUGCAAGACAGUCUCAGAGUUCUCAUGGAAGAGCCCAAGCAUUCAGAGGGAGCUCAGCCAUUGCGAAUAGGUUUUCACCUCGACCAAACACAGGUCUGAGAAGACCAGAAGCUGCUGGCUCAGCCGUAAGGAGACAACCAGCAUCCCCCUCUGGGACAGGUUUCAACAGGGUGCAGCUGGCUCAGCCUGAGAGGAACCAGCAAGCUGUCCAGACGAACCCCACUUUUGCUAGAAGGGAUUGGCCUCCCUACGGCUACCCGCGACCUGAUUGGUAUCCCGGAGCUAGGCGACCCACAGAUGUUAAUCACUCUCCAGAUAUGGGAUACACAUGGACUGAGGGGGACACGGCAGAGACUGCAGGCCGGGAUGCACGGCCUGAUAUCACAGACUAUGAACGCUGGUAUCAUAGCUUUGGACAGUACCCGCCUCGAGGCCCUGAGACAGACACUGCUCGUAAAUUGCUCCCAGAGAUGACACACACCAGAGUGGAGCCGCUGGAUGCCUGGAAACCCGAAGUAAACCCUUUCGACCCAGGCUUCAACGUGCGUGAGCAGGACUCCAUACCCAGAGCCCCUGAGCCCGUCGUCUCCCAGGGAGAUCCAAACUGUAAAGUGGACAUCGCCUUCCUUAUGGAUGGCAGCUGGAGUAUUGGGAAGAGGCGUUUUAAGAUCCAGAAGGACUUCCUGGUUGAGGUUUCUCAGGCGCUGGAUGUGGGAGUGGUCGGCCCCAUGAUGGGAAUCAUCCAGUAUGGAGACGACGCCGUGACGGAGUUCAACUUGAGGGCUUUCUCUAGCUCGCGGGAGCUCAAGCCUGCCAUAGACAAAAUCACACAGAAGGGAGGACUGUCCAAUGUGGGGAAGGCCCUUUCCUACAUCAACAAGCACUACUUCAGCGAUGCCAAUGGCAACCGUGGAGGAGCACCCAACGUGGCUGUGGUGCUGGUAGACGGCUGGCCUACUGACAAGGUGGAGGAGGCCUCCAGGCUAGCCAGAGAAUCUGGAAUCAACAUCUUCUUUGUCACCAUCGAGGGUCCAGAUGAGAAUGAGAAACAGAACGUGGUGGAGCCCAAUUUCGUGGAUAAGGCCGUCUGCCGGACCAAUGGCUUCUACUCCCUGCCAGUGUCCAGCUGGUUUGGUCUGCGUAAGGCUGUUCAGCCCCUGGUCAAGCGCGUGUGUGACACCGACCGCCUGAUGUGCAGCAAGACGUGCCUGAACGCCAACGACAUCGCCUUCGUCAUCGACGGCUCCAGCAGCGUGGGGACGGGCAACUUCCGCACCGUGCUGCAGUUCGUGGCCAACGUGACGCGCGAGUUCGAGAUCUCCGACACGGACACGCGCGUGGGCGCCGUCCAGUACACCUACGAGCAGCGGCUGGAGUUCGCCUUCGGCCAGCACAACACCAAGGCCGAGCUGCUCAACGCCAUCAAGCGCAUCAACUACUGGAGCGGCGGCACCAGCACCGGGGCGGCCAUCACCUUCGCCGCCGAGCAGCUCUUCAGCAAGUCCAAGCCCAACAAGCGCAAGAUCAUGAUCGUCAUCACCGACGGCCGCUCCUACGACGACGUCAGGGCGCCAGCGCUCGCCGUUCACCGCAAAGGAGUAAUCGCCUACUCCAUUGGUAUUGCCUGGGCUGCUCAGGACGAGUUGGAGUACAUAGCCACUGAUCCAGACAAGGAGCACUCCUACUUUGUGGACGAGUUUGACAACCUGUACAAGUUUGUGCCCAAGAUCGUACAGAACAUCUGCCAGGAGUUCAAUUCCCAGCCUCGAAACUGAGCGCAGCUUAGUGCCUCGGGACUCUCGCAAGGAACUGUAGAUAACAGGGAUGGGACGCUAAACAAACACAUUACGACAAGAUCUUCUGCCGUUACACGACACAGUGGGGAAAAAAGAUGCAACCAUCACCGGAACAUCCAGUACCAGCACACAUUUACAUGUCCACAAUGUAAAGAUUU